AUGAAAGUUAGAAUACCUAUAGUAAUAGGAAGAAGAAUCCAACCGCAAAAAGUUGAUGAAUACGUUGAAAAUCAUGGUUUUACCUACAAACGGAAUAACGAAUUAAUAAAAGCAAGAAACGUGGAAAAAUUUUGUAGAAGCAAUGCACUUGCAUCAAUUAAUAAUGUUAAUUCUGGAAGUAACCGUAUUAUUGACGAAAAUAAUGAAAAACAUUCAAGAAAACGUGAUUUAAGUAAUAAAGACUCAUUGUAUUCAGUCGCUAGUAAAAUGGCUGUGGAUUUAUUAAACACGAAACGCUGGUUAAAUUUAAAUCCCCGUAAAGUUAAAAAGCAAAAAGGUAAACAAACAGAAUUGAAAAAUAGAACAGAAAACUCUAGAAGGCAAAGCGAUUACAUGGACUCACGUAAUGAUAUGGCGCUGAUGAAGCAUUUAAAGAAACUGCGAAAGAAUAAAGUAAGAAGAGACGAUAGAGAAGAAGAAUUACAGUACGAUUUCGAUGAAGAGGAAUUAAAUUAUGAAUGA
This is a messenger RNA of Pieris macdunnoughi, 522 nucleotides long. NCBI's taxonomy places the organism in Eukaryota, Metazoa, Arthropoda, Insecta, Lepidoptera, Pieridae. The record is from the annotation of a GenBank genome assembly.